UCACAAACAAGCUUGAAUAAGUCUACUGUGAAGGUUGGUAUAAUAGCGACCAUUAUACUUUUGACAAAGGUUGUGGGGCCUAUAAACUGUAACCUACCCUAACAAACAAAAACACACAUAAUCGAGACCGUGGAAUGCAUUUAAGGGUGAACUUAGUCUUAGGUUUUUAAUAAAACCAUGGCGUCUUCCCAACAACGAAGUACGGCGUACGUGUAACAUACUUUGAGCGGUGCAUGCUUAUUUCACGUGUGCUAGAAAGCUAAUGACCUCUACAAACGACCUGUUGACUGAGAUUUCUCACUGUCUUGGAUAGUUUACGCUGGCAACAAAAUGGCGGAUGUUGCCGCAACAGGGGAUGAGGAGCCCAAGGAUCAUUCUACUUCGGAAAUUAUAGAGGAAAGCACCGACUACACUAAUUCUGCGGGUAAUGAUGCAGAUAAAGUCCAAGAAAAUGAGAUCCCAAGUCAAGAGAACCACGAUGCCAACAUAAUCAGUAAGGGGGAGAGUGGUGAAAGUACCGGUGGCGAUAAGUUCCAAGUCAAUUUUUCAUUGAGUAUAGACUCACAACUUCUUCAAAUUCAAGACUUCAUGGUAAAGCAUCACCAAGAAGUUGCCUCAGCACCACUGAAAGACUACAGCAAGCUGGAGGAGCUGAAGCAGUGGUUAUCAGAGGCCGUCAAAGUCUACCAGAACUGUGUUAAUCAUGCUAAGGAGUUGUCCUCGAAAAUCGGAGAAGUGAGAAGUAUAGUCAGCAAUUUCAGGACAAGCAUUAGCGGAAAAAUAGAACACGAAGGUCUAAAGAGCUGGUUAUCAAAAGAGGCUGGAUCGCAAGAUUGCAAUGAAAUUGCCGAAGAAAAAUCGGUUUUAUCAUGGGCUGCAUCUGUAAAGUCCGACAUAGCAAAGGUUGCAGUAGAGUUGGCUGAAGCAAACGAAUUAGCCGGUCAAGCAGCAAGUGAAGCAGCAGAUGCAGCGAUUGCAGCCGAUACUGCCUUGAAAGAAGCGAAGAAUGCCGCCAAAGCUGCAGCAGAGGCCGCAAAAGCCGCAGAAGAAAAAGCGCGAGCAGAUGAAGAAGCACGCAUCCGAGAAGAGGAAAAAAGGAAGAAAAAAGAAGAGGAAGAAAGAAAGAAAAGGGAAGAAGAGGAAAAGAAACGCAAAGAACUAGAAAGCAUAAAAGGCACCCCUGAAGAAAUCGAACGCCAAAAGGAGGAGGAAGAAAGAAAAAGACAAGAGGCUGAAAGAAGAGACCCAAACAACUGGCCACUUUUCACCUAUCGGUAUAAUGAAGAGCAAAUCGAUUUUGAUCUUGGUAUCAUGGCUGUGGUUCGCUCAAUGCCCUGGACCAUGGAUCCGGAUGAUGAAGAGAGUCUGCAAUGUAAAAAACUAAACCAACUCGACUCUACUCUCACAAUUGCGGAAAACGAGGAGCUAGUCAGCAACAUUGUGGAAAUCGUCCCAUCCAGUGAGAAAGUAGUUUUCAAGUUUGAGGAGCCUUUGGCUGUUGCAAUCCCACACUGCGCACAAAAAGUUUCCAGUCGAGAACUUGCUGUUAAAUACUUGGAGACAGGGAAGGAUAAGUGGAGGGAGUUACCGUCGCAGGAGAUCAUUCUUCAGGAUUUACGGGAAGCAAAAUUUGUCCAGUGUCGUCUGAAGACAUUCGGCCAGUUUGCAGUGGUGACAAGGUUAAAGCUAGAUCGACUAGUGCCCAAUAAGAAAGACGGCAAGAUGUCGUCAACCGUUGAUCAGCGCCUAGUGCUGCACUGCAGACCUGGGACUGUACCUUCAACUGCUACCUUCGGGCUGCAAGUACAACCGGUUGACUCAUUCGCGAUUUCUGAGCUAAAAGUACGCUUAUCCGAGGAUUGCGGCCCCUUGCUUACCUGUAGCCCUAUCGUACGCUUCCAAUGUAGCACGUCCAAGUUCAAGAAACCCAUACAGGUGACCAUACCAUGCCCUCCCAACCCUAAGGCGAAGCGACCGCAGACUGCACGACCCAAAGAGAAGGAGGGAAAGUCCACGCGACCGUCCUCGGCUUUCUCGCUUGGUUUAAAACAAAAGGCUGAAGAUGAUGACUUAGAAGAUACUGUGUUCUUGCUGACAAGAACAGAAGGCGACGAGGGGUGGAUUGUAAUGGCGGACAUAGACAUAAGUGAAUCGAAGAAAAAAGACGCAGUCAUAUUUGAAAUUACGAAACCAUAUGAUAGGUUCAUGGCACUAAGGCUGAAGCAUGGAGCUGGUGGAAUGAAAGCACAAAAGCUUGCAAAUCUAAUAGAAACGGCCCUUCAGAAACGAACGGUAAGAGCAGUUCUGCGUCAAAAAUCUGACGAUCCGUCCGACGUUAGUCUUCAAUGUCUUGCCGCUAACAAAAUAGACAAAGCUCUUCGUAAGAUGACCGAAGAAGGUUUUGACGAUGGUCCACCUGCGAGUAAAGAUCUAGUACUUACCGAGGGACAAGAACUGUUUUUGCGUUUCCGUGGAAACAUUCAAUGCGAGGACGAAGAGGAAAUUCUCAAUUUUUGCUUUAACUCACAGUUAAAGAGCGGCGUCAAUAUAUACGUGACGGAAAUAGAUAAAUUUGCUCAGAAGAGUCUAGACUGUUAUCGUGGCUUCGUCCAAGUGUACACCAAAGGCAUGAUAAAACAGAUUAUAAAGAAAGAGAACGAAGACAGAGACGCAGUUGGCGGAAAGAGUGGUCCAAAAGAGGAAGUGACGUGGGUGAUGGGGGAUAUUCUACUUUGUGAACUGCUGGUCAGUUUACCUAAGCCUGAGCCAGAAGCUCCUAAACCUUUGGUCCAAAAAGCACCUGUCACAUUUAUUCCUGAUGGUCCGGUCGAUGAAAGUGUUCUUCGUAAUAUUGCGACUGAUCUUGGUGAUGAAUGGAAGAAGGUUGCACAUAUUUUGAAUAUUCGAAAAAGUCGCGUACAGGCUAUCCUGCGGAAUAAUGUCAACAGCGACAACGAAGUGGCUAUAUACGAUAUGCUGAUCACUUGGGCAAAGAAAGUGCCAAGAUCAAUGGACAAGGUAGAGCUGCUGGGAAAAGCGCUGACAUCGGCGGGUCGCCCUGAUCUUGCAUAUAUUGUGUAUGAACAUGAUGAUGAAUACAGGCAGAAAAGAGCCGAGGACAUAAAAGAUAACAUAUUACGCAAAGCCUUCAUUAAAAUCUGCCAGGACAGCCAAGUCCAUGCAAACUAUGUUAAACUGUCCCGUCAGCUCAAAGUGACAGACGAACAGUUGAAGAAUAUUGAAGGAGAGUAUGAUGGCAUGCGGGAAAAAAUCUUCCAAAUCCUCGUGAAAUGGAGGGAAAAUCUUGGACCACGUGCUGAGCUCCUUCUUCUUGUGAAAGCGCUUAGGAGAAUAAGAUUGCUUGAGUUAUCAGAGCAAGUGCAGCUUGUUGGCUAGAAAUGACAUUUUAGCAACUAAUCCGAUAUUGUUGCUCUGGAUGCAUUAUAUUCCUCCUUUUGUUUAGAUGAAGUUACGUGUUCCAGUAACUACUUUAAUGUUUUCUGGAUCUAAGCAUUAUGAGUAAUGUCGUAACAUUAUCACAGAUUAAGCUGUUAAAUUAUUUUCAUAUCGUUCUGUUCUGUUCUAAAAGUAUUUCUAAAUAUUUAAAUGUUCUAAAAGUAUUAUUAAAAUAGAUUUACGCAUUACUUGUUUUACAUUGUGCCGUAAUGGACUAGAUAAGUGUCCAGUGCUUGUUCUUUUAAAAGUGAAACCUCUUUUUUACGUUGAAUUUCUCCAAGGUGUAAUUUCGUUUUGUUUGUUGCUUUUAUGUAAAAGUGUCACGUCCUUGCAGUAAACCGCUGCUUUAAUCAUAGUAGGCCUACUUUACUCCAGAAUAAAAGUCUGUUAUUUUUA
Molecule: messenger RNA, 3852 nt
Organism: Lingula anatina
Lineage: Eukaryota; Metazoa; Brachiopoda; Lingulata; Lingulida; Lingulidae
Product: death domain-containing protein 1
Biological process (GO): signal transduction
Molecular function (GO): protein binding
Source: RefSeq, a predicted model, not a curated record